AUGGGAGAAAUCCACAACCGCCAUGAUCAGAUCGAACAGCCAGUGGUCGCUACCGAAGAACAGCAACACAAAGAACCAGUUAGGACUUUCAAUAUUCCAAGAGGUUCAUUCGCUGCAUUUAGGCUCAGCUAUGCGACCGCCGAGGAAAUUAGUGAAGCUGCAGAGACUGUCUUGAUAGGAGGAAUUCCUGAAGCAUGGAUAAUAAUUCCUAGCCUUCCACGCUUUCUCGGCCAUACUGUUAUUAAAAAGCGGAGGCUUCAUAGGUUUUUUAGGAAGUCGCUGGCAUCGCGGCGAGGAUUAUCUUCACCUUCUGGACUUACACAGCCUUCAAGAGCCAAUUCUACGAAAAAAUGCAGUGUAUUCAAGACAAUGUACCAAAACAUACUCCACCCUGAAGUAUUGCAGAGAUCCAUUGGCAAUCAGGUCAGACAAGAUAAUGAUUUGCUACGAAGAGAGCUACAUCGCCAAUGCGAGGAUGAUGAUGACAAUGCUGAUACAAAUUCAAAUUCCAGAUAUUCAGAUUCUUGCGAAAUGGCAUUAGAUUCAUCCAAUCAUGUCCUCGACUCCAGAUCUGUGGAUCAUUCUCUCUGUUCAAGCUGGCCAGAUGAGGUUUUGGGUGGGAGUUUGGGUGAUUCCAGUUUCUUCGUCAAUUCAACGGUCAUUUCUUCUUUAGAUUUGUAUGUUCCCCAGUUCUCUCCUGGGACUUCGGCCUCUCAUAAUGGGACACACUCUGCUAUCGUGGCUGAUCCACGGCACGAAUCGCGGUUUCAAAGAAAAUUUCAUUCCUCCGAACAAAAAGGUCCAAAUGUUAUGAAUUCCAGCGUAUUCCGAAGUCAUAGAGCGAGGAGCCCGCAGUUCUUAUCAUUCGUUGACCCGGCGCCUGAAUCAGAAGAGGUUCAGAAUCAUCUUCGGGAAGAGCUCAUUACGACAAAUAAGGAAUCUCACCGGAUGGGAAAUACAUUUAGAAGUCUCGCAAGACGCACCAGCUCAGAAGCCCUCGGAAGGCGUCUCAAAGUCCGCCUCCUUGAUCGAAUCAAGCUUUUCCCUGUUGAUGAGAUUGUUCGAAUCGACAGGAUGCUCGUGCUUGUAAAAUUCGUGCCAAAAGUUUUCAAUAUCAUGAGUGAUGAUGACAUCAAUGAUAUCACAAGUGAACUUGAGGCGAAAUGGCUUGAAUACUUUGUCAUUUUGAGGAGAACUCAUGACGAUGAAAACCUAUUAGAGGGUCAGCUUUACAAAGUUGAGAAGAGUUGCGAUUUCACGAAACGUCCAAGUUUUUCUUUUCUCAUACGUGAAGAGCUUCGUGUUGAGUUUUAUUCAACUCUUGACAAAAGCAUCACCGUCAUCGACCCCUGUGAAACAGGAACUCGCAUCUUUAUUUUAAAUGCACGCUACUACAGUCAAUCUAUCAAAUGGUUGUAUUUGAUUAAGGGUUGCUUGAACGAAUCAUUCUACUCGCUGGUGGCAGUGCAUGUUGGUGAACUCGGAUCUACAAUCAACAUUGAUAUCCCCGAGAGAUUGAUACAAGAAGCCAUUUCUUCAGUGGAUAACUUUUUAAUAAGAGAGUGCCAUACAGGCUACCUCAAGUUUGAAGAUAUCCUUUUGCAGUACGUCCUCAAGCAAAUUCAGCGGCAUUGGCGACGGCUAAAUGUGAAAUUUGGGAACGACAAGCAUGCUUUGCCCGUUGAAAUGUGGUUAGCAUGCAAAUUCAACGAAAGAGUGGAAUGGAUUCCGAACAAUAGCUUAGCACUACUUAUUCGUGCUCAGCUUUUUGCCAAGGGUUCCCCUCUUGAACUAUUAAAGAAUCCAAAACCAUUUUCACGAAAGCAGCCUAGCUCCGUUGAAGGAUUUCUUGGAGUGUAUCUACAAAACCGAGAAUCUAAACUUGUAAAGCAUAUGCCCAGUUACAUUUUGAAGUAUUUUACUACUUCAAAGAACUUUCUUUUUAUGAUUGAUUGUGAAAAAGUCAUUCCACCAUCAUGUGAGAAUCAGUUUCUCACGAAUGAAUCCGAUAAACGCGAAGUUUCAAACACCAUUCCGGAGAUUUUUUCAUUUAACACAUUUCAGAUAGACUCCAGCGGACACAUCCCGUGGUUGGAUGGGGCAGACUUCGAACAAGAGGAUCGUAUGGCCCUAGAUGAAUUUUCGAGAAAAGUUCAUCAUGUGCCAGCUGCCCAGUAUACUUUUGAUCUAUUACAUGUCAAGAAGAUGAAGCUUUUGAGCUACAAAGAGAUACCCGAGAAAAUACAUACUGCUCAUUCUGCUGCAUGGGCAUCUGUGUCAAAAAAAGAUAGAAAUGCAGAAGCGUAUGAUAGUCCUUUUGAGAUUGAGUUUCUCAAUGGUUCAAGAUUAAUUUUAAUUGCACCUUCUUCAACUACACGGCUAGAAUGGAUGAGUAGGCUUCUCGACUUGAGAGCCUUUUGGAAAAUGAGAAACAGAGAUGAACUUGCCUCGAAGAUACAAGCUAGGGAAGAAAACAAUUUGAGAGCUCACAAAGAUGAUAGAACAGAACUACGGAAUUUGUUUGAGACGUUCGGAGCAAAUGAAGAAAAGAACAACAAAGCAUUACUUUCCAGUCUUCAAACUUCGGUGCUUGCAAUGUCAAGUACAAUCCUUCACUCAGGCGAAUUAUUUUACAAGCACAAAAAGAGUGCCCAUUUUGUCAAAAACUUUGUUAUUCUUUGUCCAGGCUAUCUUGUUAUGUUCACUGCCACGAAAUUUCGUAGGAGCUCCCAUUUACCAUGUUAUCGCCGGACAGCGACAUUGCCACUUUCAGAUUGUUAUAUCCAUACAGAGAAACUGACACAGUACAGCGUGAGUGAAUUCUCAGUGUCAAAGAGCCCCGGCUAUGACCUGUUGCCACGAGUAUUCUCAGACGGCUGGAAAUCUACUGAAGAAAGUGGUAAACUAAGGUUUACUAUAUGGUAUGGGUGCAAGGCGAGACUGGGUUUGAAUUUGAAAAGACUACAAAGAAAAGCUCUGGGCUUGAAAAAUGUAAUGGAUAUAUCGGGGGUAAAAAAGAAAGUGUUUCUUUUCCAAGCAAGGUCGGUGCUAGAUCAGGAGAUAUGGGUGAACAGCAUCCUGGAGGAAAUUAAUAGAUUUGCGUAUGAAUAA
Molecule: messenger RNA, 3111 nt
Organism: Australozyma saopauloensis
Lineage: Eukaryota; Fungi; Ascomycota; Pichiomycetes; Serinales; Metschnikowiaceae
Exons: 1
Coding region: 1-3111 (1036 amino acids)
Biological process (GO): protein localization to prospore membrane
Cellular component (GO): prospore membrane
Source: RefSeq, a predicted model, not a curated record